GCAGCAUUUCACGUGAUUUUUUUUUUGAGAGUGUGCACAAAGAGCCGUCCACCGCCAACACGCUCGCCGGCGACAAACAACACGACGACCCUGAAGGGGAAACGCAUGCCUGCACUGCUGUGGGCACGAACAGCGGCCCCGAUUCAUUCAGCAUCACUGACAUGACGCCCGCGGAUGUUGCCACAGCCGCUCCUGAGCCCGGCGCAGACCCAGCAACUGCUCACCACAAUGGCAACGUGUUGGAUGGCGCUGGUGCCGCACCGGCUCAUUCGAGCACAACGCCUGGGAAAACAAAGGUUCCAUCGGAGCUUAACGCAGCGCCGGCCUUGGGCAGUGACCCUUUUGAUUUGGAGAGUGUCACCGCGUUGGUUUCCGUGGGUCUAAGGUGUGGCAACACCGUGCAUGGCUGUGCGUCUCGGGUGCUGUUGCUUCUGCUUGUGGGCCUGUGGGGCGCUGCGGCCCUCUGCUGA
This is a messenger RNA of Trypanosoma cruzi, 470 nucleotides long. RefSeq names its product trans-sialidase, putative. NCBI's taxonomy places the organism in Eukaryota, Euglenozoa, Kinetoplastea, Trypanosomatida, Trypanosomatidae. The record is from RefSeq and is a predicted model, not a curated record. The annotation marks the transcript as partial. The transcript has a single exon.